Pseudonaja textilis is the source of this 1756-nucleotide messenger RNA. RefSeq names its product capping actin protein of muscle Z-line subunit alpha 2 (gene CAPZA2). Lineage: Eukaryota; Metazoa; Chordata; Lepidosauria; Squamata; Elapidae. The record is from RefSeq and is a predicted model, not a curated record. Gene Ontology annotation, biological process: barbed-end actin filament capping; actin cytoskeleton organization. Gene Ontology annotation, molecular function: actin filament binding. Gene Ontology annotation, cellular component: cortical cytoskeleton; F-actin capping protein complex.
GUCGGCUGGGCCUCGGCGGCGGCUGCUGCUCCUCUUCCUUCUCCCCAGCGAAACGAUUUGCGAGUCUCCGGGGCUGCUGCUGCUGCUUCUUCUUCUUCGUGGGCUGAGCGGAGCUAGAGCUAAGAUGGCGGAUCCGGAGGACCAGCUCUCCGAUGAGGAGAAGGUGCGCAUAGCAGCAAAAUUCAUUAUCCAUGCUCCACCAGGAGAAUUCAAUGAGGUUUUUAACGAUGUUCGUUUGCUACUUAAUAAUGAUAAUCUUCUCAGGGAAGGAGCAGCACACGCAUUUGCACAGUAUAAUUUGGAUCAGUUUACUCCAGCUAAAAUAGAAGGCUAUGAUGAACAGGUAUUAAUAACAGAGCAUGGUGAUUUGGGCAAUGGGAAAUUUUUUGAUCCAAAAAACAAGAUUGCUUUUAAAUUUGAUCAUUUACGAAAGGAGGCUACAGAUCCAAAGCCUCACGAUGUUGAAAAUGCAAUUGAGUCAUGGCGAAACUCCAUAGAAACAGCAAUGAGAGCAUAUGUGAAGGAACACUAUCCAAAUGGUGUCUGCACAGUAUAUGGAAAAACUAUUGAUGGACAUCAAACAAUUAUUGUUUGCAUUGAAAGUCAUCAGUUUCAAGCAAAAAACUUUUGGAAUGGUCGUUGGCGAUCAGAAUGGAAAUUUACUAUAACGCCUUCUACCACCCAGGUAGCAGGCAUCUUAAAAAUUCAGGUUCAUUAUUAUGAAGAUGGAAAUGUUCAGCUAGUGAGUCAUAAAGAUAUACAAGAUUCUCUAACAGUGACUAAUGAAACCCAAACAGCAAAGGAAUUUGUGAAGAUUGUAGAGGCUGCAGAAAAUGAAUACCAGACUGCUAUCAGUGAAAAUUAUCAAACAAUGUCGGACACUACUUUCAAGGCUUUGCGCCGACAACUGCCAGUUACUCGCACAAAGAUUGACUGGAAUAAGAUACUGAGCUAUAAGAUUGGCAAGGAAAUGCAGAAUGCUUAAAAUGAAUGUGGCAAAUAUGAAUAAUUUCGUUCUUCUGUACAAAAUAAAGUUAUUGCAAAGGUAUUCAAAAUUGUGAUGUAUCACCUUGGCCAUUUGCCAUUGAAAUAACUGUAAGUUUGGUUAGAACACAAGACUUAGGUAACUUUUUUUAUUUGACCAUUUGUUUCUCCUUUACAAAGUUAUAAAAAAAAUCAGUGUAGCUAAAAUGUUGAGAGCUUCUGAUAUAUUUAGAUUUUUAUAAUGAUAUGCCUAUAGUUUUCAGUUAAAUUAAACAGUUUGAAAAAAAAUAUUUUUGCAUAAGAUUAUCCCAUGUUGCUUGCUUUCAUGCAAAAGGCAGCUUACCAAACACAAUUCCUUUGAAAAGAUUUGUUUCUGGACAACAUGGAUUUUAACCAUGUGUAUUGCAGAAAUAUUCUGCCCCUCCACAGUUUGAAAGCUGGAGAAAAGCUUUUCUAUAUCCAAUCCUAUUCAGUUGUUUAAAUAGCUUGAUGUUAACUUUUUUUUUUAAGCCAAGAUCUAAUUUUAAGAAGUUGAAAUUAAACAUUAGUGCUUACGUUCAAAAUGCAUUUAAUGUUCCAUUUGACAGAACCUCAGAUGAGUUGGGAUUUUAUCAGUCAUCAAGUUAUUUUUAUCAUGCAGCCAUAAUUGUAUUAUAGCAAGGCAUAUUGUUAUAUAUAUGUAAUCCUAUACUCAUUGUGUGUCUGUCAGUUUUUUCUUCAAUUGAAAUGUACUAAAAAUCAGUGUGAAUUAAACAUGCAAAUUUUCUAUUUA